Dovyalis caffra is the source of this 492-nucleotide messenger RNA. NCBI's taxonomy places the organism in Eukaryota, Viridiplantae, Streptophyta, Magnoliopsida, Malpighiales, Salicaceae. The record is from the annotation of a GenBank genome assembly.
AUGGGCACAGCCAAAUCAAGAUCCAUGGACUUUUCAGAUUUUUCGUUAGCAUUUCCUGAGCCCACAGAAUCUGACAAGAACACCUCCUUCAAACCCCAAGAAAGCGAAACCAGCAAGGUCAUAAACCACCGCCAUGCCAAGAACAUAACCAGCACCGACCCCACCAGUAAAACCCAGUAUUCACUUUCAGUGCGCGAAGAAGAUCAAGAAAACAACGUUGAAGAGAGGUUUAGCAUGAAGCUGGGGAGGAACUCAUCGGUUUCUUCAUCAGCUUCUGCUCUCCAGUCUGCAGUGAAGAAAGCAUUCUCCAUGACAAGAUCCUCUUCUGUUUCAGAAAGGUAUUGUAGGAUCCAUGACCAGUCUGUGACGUUAGCAUCACCCAUCCAUGAUGAAGAUGGCACUUUGGACACUAUGGAACCAACAAGAUCUGUGAAGAAAACACAUCGCAGAGGCAGGAUCCUCAAAGCCUGUAAGAAACUUUUUGGACUUUAG